Molecule: messenger RNA, 2112 nt
Organism: Sclerotinia borealis F-4128
Lineage: Eukaryota; Fungi; Ascomycota; Leotiomycetes; Helotiales; Sclerotiniaceae
Source: the annotation of a GenBank genome assembly
AUGGCUAGUUCUUUGCCCUUUAGGGAUAUUAACGUUCAUGCCUCGACAUCGCAUUACGCAUUCACAUCUCCAUCGUCCCCCUCAGCGCCAACACUCGUAGUAGAUCGUCCAACAGGGGAUUUACGACUCAACGAUGGAGCACUCUUGGGAGGAAAGCGUGUAUCCAGUAUUGCUGGCAUAUUGGGCAUGAUCAAAUUACGGCUGGAUAAGUACAUUAUUGUAAUCACAAAGGCACAACCAAUGGGAAGAUUGAAGGGACAUAUGGUAUACAAAGUUAUUGCGACCGAAUUCCUUCCUCUCCGAGAACGAGCACUUCGAGACCAAGAUGAGGAUACCUACCUUAACCUCCUCAAAGCUUUCAUUAAGUCUGGACCGAUGUACUUUUCCUAUUCCUCCGACAUCACCAAUACUUUCCAAAGACAAUCGCAACUCGAUACAUCAGCUCCUCUGUGGAAGCGAGCAGAUCCCCGAUUUUUCUGGAAUAGAUUCGUUCAAUCAGAUUUGAUAGAUUUUCGAACAUCAGGUUCACGGCAUCAGCAUGGACAACAACCGGGAGUGGAUCCAUAUAUCUUGCCAGUUAUGUUUGGAAUGCUUGAGAUUGCUCACACUAAAGUCAAGUCUACCCAAUUAACAAUUGCAUUGAUCACCCGAAGAUCCAGAUACCGAGCUGGAACCAGAUACUUUUCUCGGGGAGUAGAUGAGGAAGGGCACGUCUCGAACUUCAAUGAGACGGAGCAAAUCAUUAUUCUCAAUGACAAUACUAGUGGGCUUGGUGGGUUUGCAGGAGGUGCUGGAAUGCAGAAUGGCAAAGUUGGAGGGUCAGGUGGCAAGGAGAUGCAAAUACUGUCGUAUGUACAAACCAGAGGGAGUGUACCGAUAUACUGGGCUGAAGUCAACACUUUACACUACACGCCAAAACUUCAGAUUCGAGGAGUAGAGAGCGCUGUUCCUGCUGCCAGGGCGCAUUUUGACGAGCAGAUUCGAAUUUAUGGAGACAACUAUUUGGUAAAUCUGGUGAACCAGAAAGGACGAGAGCAACGGGUAAAAGAAGCAUAUGAGCAGAUGGUGAAGAUUUUGGUUUCAGCGCCAACCGAAACCAGACAGGGCGAUCAAGUUACAGAUGAGAAGUUCCGAGUGGUUGAGCCCAGUGGACGGAGGCAGGAGAUGGAUAGACUACACUACGUAUACUUCGAUUUUCACAACGAAACCAAAGGACUGAAAUGGCACCGGGCACAACUACUGCUUGACCAACUCAGCGCUGCUCUGGAAAUUCAACAAUACUUCCGUGGUGUUGAUAUGCCAGGUGAUAUUGAUGGUCGACUUGAAGUUCGCAAUCACCAAACAAGUGUUGUCCGUACAAACUGUAUGGAUUGCCUUGACAGAACAAAUGUCGUUCAAAGCAUGCUUGGUCGUUGGACCCUUAACCGCCAAUUAACAGAUCUCGGAGUUCUCAGCCGUGGCGAGAACUUCACAUCGGCCGACCCACAAUUUGAAGUCCUUUUCCGCAAACUUUGGGCUGACAAUGCUGAUGUCGUCUCAAAAUCCUACUCAGGAACCGGAGCUCUCAAAACAGAUUUCACACGCACAGGUGUUCGGACUAAAGCUGGUGCUCUUCAAGAUCUCCAAAAUUCCAUUACGCGAUACGCGAGAAACAAUUUCCUGGAUGGACCUAAACAGGAUUCCUUCGAUCUUUUCCUGGGCUAUUACCUCCCCAGUAACACAAAUAUUGGCUCUCAUCUCAUUACUGCCGAUCGAAGACCAUUACUCAUUCAGAGCAUCCCUUAUAUCCUCGCCUUCAGUAUCUUCUUCGUUCUUGUUGGCCUUUUCACCCCUCGUUUACCUAAUGCAGCAGUAUUGCCGCUGAGAAUCUGGAUUAUGGUUUGGUUGGUGGUCGGAGCAUGGUGUGCUAAUUUUGUUUAUGGCAACGGAAUGCUAUAUGUCAACUGGCCCAAACUUAAUCCUCGCCCUUGGGCAACGGAAGGUUACAACGAAGCAAUAAGCAACGUGCGCAAAGACAAAUUAGUCGGCGGGCUAGUGACUACUAAGCAUGAGCGUGGACUGAGCACAGCACGAUACACAAAUGCCGAGGAAGGAAAAAAGAGAAUCGAGUAG